Messenger RNA from Mytilus trossulus (common blue mussel), 375 nucleotides. RefSeq lists its product as uncharacterized. The transcript has 5 exons. NCBI's taxonomy places the organism in Eukaryota, Metazoa, Mollusca, Bivalvia, Mytilida, Mytilidae. The record is from RefSeq and is a predicted model, not a curated record. The coding region runs from base 1 to 375 and encodes 124 amino acids.
AUGAAGUCAAUACAGAUGAUACUAGCAGUCUUUGUGGUUGCCACUCUUUGCGGAACAGUUAAAGGGGGACAACGUAAGAAUAGAGGUAGAGGAUAUUGCACUAAUAGUAGAUGUCGAUCAGGAUAUAAUUAUUAUGGCAACAAUGGAAAUUGUAAUUAUGGCAAUAGGUCUUACAAGUAUGAUUGCAACUCUUAUGCAGGAUGCUGUCUCCCACGUAACCCAUACAGCAAAUUCAAUUACUACUGCACUUAUGAAAACGGAUGUCCAGAUAAUUAUUAUUUUUAUAACAACAAAGGCUACUAUUAUUAUAAUAACAAUGACUACUACAAUUGUCGUUCUUACAAGGGAUGUUGUAUCCGUGGUGGUUCAUAUUGA